This is a messenger RNA of Colletotrichum aenigma, 5220 nucleotides long. RefSeq names its product Ankyrin-2 (gene ANK2-1). The transcript has 2 exons. NCBI's taxonomy places the organism in Eukaryota, Fungi, Ascomycota, Sordariomycetes, Glomerellales, Glomerellaceae. The record is from RefSeq and is a predicted model, not a curated record. Bases 1 to 5220 code for a protein of 1739 amino acids. Gene Ontology annotation, molecular function: protein binding.
AUGGACGCUAGCCCCGAGCGAGAUUGGGCCAAGGCUCUGGAGGAGGUCCACGCGAAGACCUUCUCGGCGUACCUCUCGCUUCGCCAACAUGCCGUGAACGACGACUCGCAGCCGCUUCGAGAUGUCGUCACUACUCUCAGGCUGCUUGUCGGUGCGACGCAGAGCCUGGCAUUGCUUGUUGAGGAGCUCCGCAUGCGAGAGCUGGACUUCCUGUUCGACGGACCGAAACCUGGUCGCAACCUGCUUGACACAUUGGAUGGCACUUUGAGCGACUUGAACCAGGCUCAUCAAGGGGGAAAUAUUGACGAAAAAAUCCUUGUCAAGCUUCGCGCUAUUUUCAGUGGCCUCAGAACAGCGGCAGCUACCGACCACCACCUUGACUUCGAGCUCUGCUUAUCCACCAUUGGCUCCUCAUCUGUCGUAGAACAAGGGCCUCAGCCUGCGCUGUCUACAUUGAAUGAUCCCCACCAUCAUGACAGCUCCUACAACGAUGCUCUAGCAUGUGUCGAGCAGAUCUGCGGCCCCGAUGUUCAGCUAGCCAAGCCAGGUGAAUACUACGUGUACAAGGCGAAGCUGGCGGAGAGAGAUGUGGAACGGCCAUCCUAUGGCACGUACGCGCUGAGACUGCCAGAGCUUGUCGAGAAGCACUGGGGAAGUAUUCGCCGAGACGAGAGUAUUACUCCCGAAACGGCACAGUAUGCCUUUCAAUCCGAUUUCAAGCACCUUUUCGCUCCAAAACUGAAGUCAGGGAACUUUGAGAACUGGGUUCUCGAAUACGCGCGCCAACAGUGGCCCGAACGAUUUGAUCCCACGUCCCCGAACUUCUCGACGAAACCUCUUGUGCGUUUGAUGUCACAAGUUUCCGACCCUUCGCUUCGUCCUAUUCACGUCGCAGCUGCGUUGGGCAUGGCCGAAGUUUGCCGGUGGCUGAUAUCUGCCGACCCAGAGUCUGUCCGAAUGAGGAGCCCCUGGGGAACACCGUUCUACUGCGCCUUACUUGGUCCCAAUGCUUUCCUCGGACGCGUGGCAGAUCCAGUGGAGCUCUUAGCAGACAUGCGCACUCCGGUCAAUCAAAAUGGGACCCUUGCCGUUCUCCAAAAUGCCGGUGGCGCAUUGAAAGGGACUUAUUCUUCAAUCAUUGGCCCAAGUCAAGAUGAGCCUGUGUCUCUGGCUACCUUGGCAUUUCUUGUGUGCAACUUUCUUCAGUCACCAGAGAAAUUUCUCAACAUCAUGGACCACAAUCCCGACGUCUCUUUCUUCGACGACCGUUUCCUGACAUUGUUUCGCUCAAGUCGCUCAGAGAGAUCAACACUGAAAAAUUGGCCAAUCCCAUUUCCCCCGAUCUAUCAUAAUUUCCUCGGUAGUGUUCUACCGGUAAUCCUGGACAGAGCCGUCAUCAACUAUGACAGCUACAACGAAAUGUCAAUGCUAGCCACGGGUGUAUAUGAAAUGGUUGGCUUUUUCGAUCUUGAACCGGAAUAUCUCCAGCGAGCCUCUUCACUUCUGGACGUGACCCCCAAGGCUUACACUACGCUCGUUCGGGAGGCAGUCCAGGAUCGUGAGGUGGACGUUGUUCGAAGGCUCACCGAAGAUCCGCGCUGGGACCCAAACGCCUUCCUACACAAGGAGUUACCGUCUUUGCACCCGACCGGUGAUUCUUCUGACGUUCUGGAUAAGGGAACAUCCAUUUUACAUUGGGCCGUGGAAUCCGAUGACCUGGCUUUGACCCACCUCAUACUGAACUCUGGAUCGAAUGUCCACGUCCGGAACCCAAGGAAUCAAACACCAUUGUUGUUGUCUGAAUCUCCCGAUGUCUUCAACCUUCUCCUAAGUCAUGGAGCACAAACGACUGAUACUGAUGAGGACGGGAGAAACAUAUGGCACGUUGCAGCGGCGAACUCUGACAUUGAUCUGAUCAAUUGCCUUCUCGAGAACGACGAGAAUCAGGAUCAGAAUCUGAGGGCAAGGAUGCGUGGGGGACAGACUCCAAUUGCUCAAGGCAUCAUCUACCCAUUCAAGCAGAUGAUUAAAGGCCCCAAGUCGUCACCAAAACCACCAUUCGCUGCCUUGCAUCUCCUCAAGUGGUGCAAGAAAGACCCGGUUUAUCUUCGCAGCCCGAAGUCUCUGCUAUUUCUAGCAGCCGAAUGGGGCUCUGAACCUUUGGCGUCAAGCCUGCUCGAGUUUGGUGCGGACCCCAAUGCUGUCGAUGACCACGGCCGGUCUGUGCUACAUUAUUUGAAUGCAUCUGCAACACCAGAGCUUGUACGGACGCUCAAGAAGGGUUGCAAAGCGCCGGCUCUAGACAAUCGUGGACUGUCACCAGCGGAAACGAUAUUUGCCGCUUUCAAUCUCGAAAAGGGUGGGCGUCUCUCGAAAAAAGCCCGGAACCACCCAGCGUACUCUGAGCCGCUCAAAGCUUCAGCGUACGAAUGUCUCCUCACGCGAGAUGUUCUCGUCUCGCGUAAUGCAUCUGGGGCUGGCCUCUGGGAACGCUUCGUGACGACGGUGAUCGCCGAGUGGAGCCCUCGCUGGCCAGAGGGGUUGGAUGCUGGACCGUCUAUCCUGACGGCACUCAAUGCUCUAGUCAAGAUGUGGGCACUAGCCGACUACGAAACCUCCACGCAAAGUUCGGCGCUGUUUCCCAUCCUUUACACUUGGAUUGAAGGCUUACCAACUCAUUCCGAGGUUCCGCCAUGGAUGGGGGAUGUCUUUGGCUGUAUCUUGAAGGCGUCAGUUUUCAAAGAUUCUCUGAAGGCUUCCCCCGAAGCGAUCACGUUGCUCAAGGCUUGCAUACAGCAAGGCAGAGGCGACCUCCUGCCUAAGCUUCUAAAAGCGGGUAUCUCUGUCCAUGAAAGGGUAGGUGGUACUUCAGCGCUUGAAGUGGCGUGUCAGGGUGAAGAAACAUCUCGUUGCAAUCUUGAGAUGUUCGAGAAUGUAUUAUCUCACGCGGAAGUAGAAAGGCUCAAUGAGGUCGAAGAGGGAGGGACCAGCUUGUUAGAAUGUCUGUUGGAAGACUUGGUAUCAUCACGAGAUAAGAAGCUAUCCUGCCUGUUGGAUUAUGGAUGCGACCCAAAUGCCGGCGUUGGAGUCCGUGGCACCCCUAUUGUUCUGAACUACAUCUCGGGCAACCAGAUCGAUGGUGCCAGGACGCUUCUCAGACACGGUGCAGACCCUUCAGCUACCGAUACAUCCGGUAGAGACUCGGCACUUACAGCGGUAUCAGUUGGGUCCCUCCGUCUUGUCGUAUGCCUGAAGAACUUUUAUUAUGCGGAUAUCUAUUGGGCUAGAACGUGUACUUCCCAAUUCGAGGUAAAAUCUGUUGCCGGGUCUAAGCGUACCAUCAUCUCAAACACUUUCAACGCCCUACACAUUGCCUCGAUCGGCGGCCACGAGGCUAUUGUGGACUUUUACGUCAAGGAACUCAGACUCUCAACCAAUGUAGCGACGUUGCAUGAGCGAUGGACACCUCUCCACUGUGCCGCCCUCGGCGGCUCGACAUCCUGCAUGCGAGUACUCAUCGAACACGGUGCGGACCCUACGAGAGAAGAUUACCAAGGCCGGACACCGCUCAUGAUCGCCGUUGAGGCCGGCGAUACCGAGGCCGUGCGCUUGUUGCUGAAGCCUUGCUCGGCGAAGAUGGCGAUCGAAAAGCCUUUCUUGCGUGCUCUUGAAAUUGGUUACGGAGUUUUGCUUGUGCUAUUCGCCCCUUACUUGACGACACUCCUUCCUCGUCUCACACAAACACCAGACGAAGAUCAGGCGCCCCGGGGCCACCUAGCUGGGGCCAUUCUUGAAGCACUGAUCACAGCGGGAGACAAGGCAGCAUGGAAGACCAGCGAAAGAGUCUUGGAGUAUCUGGAUCCUGCAGCCUUGAACGACAUCAGGAAUGGGGCUGCAAAUGCGACAUUGCUGGCCAUUCUGACGCACCUGAAAAUGUACUCCUCCAGAUACCAAGAUAUGGUGCCGGAAGGCCAGUUUCGGAUCACUGACCGAACGAACCCAGACCGCGCCUGGGCGCACAAUCAGCAAAAGGUUCUCUCCCACUUUUCCAACCAACGUAUUUCCUCCGAUGCGUUUUCGCCGGAAUUCCAAAAGGGCGAUUCCCCGCUGCUCCUGGCAAUUAGGGCGAAAUCAUCGACAUCCAUGCAAAUCAUCCAGAUACUGGUGACGCACGGCGCCGAUCUGUCCGAUGGCAACGCUACAACCCCACUCCACGAAGCGGCCGGCAACAACUUUGUCGAGGCUGUCGAAUAUCUUUUACAGGUUGGGGCCAACUGCAGCCUUCGGGACGCAGAUGGCUUUACUCCUUUGAUGGUCGCCGUUGCUGAAGGAAAUCUUGACACAGCGAAGGUACUCGUCAGUCACGGUGCCAGCAUACACGUGCGGGAUGCACAUGGCACGGGGCUACUGGGUAUUGGUGCAAAGUCCAAGAAUCCGGCCGUCUUGCAAUGGCUGCUCGGUGUUGGGCUAGAUCCGUAUGAACCGGAUCAGCAGAAUCUGACGGCGCUCCACCACGCACUCUGUAAUGUUCAUCUCUCCAGCUUCGUUUUGAACUACGGCUUUGACCUUUCAAAUAUCGUACGAGGCGGCGGCAAUGACUUCUUGGCUGAAUUAUUCACCCAGACAAGGGCGUCAGAGAGCCUUGCCAAGCUACUGAAGCGGCUUCCAACAGAGGAGAGGUUGGCUUUGGUCAAUCUUUCUCUGGGAGACCCCUUCACGCCUCUUUGCCGCGCGGUUGUGGAAAACAACUUGUCUCAUGCCCGUGUGCUCCUGGAAUAUGGCGGAAGACUUGACGAAGAAGGAGCGUCUGAGGGAUCUGCGUUGAUGCUGGCGUGCUCAUUCGGACGGCCGGACUUUGUAAAGAUGCUCGUCCAUCUCGGCGCCAGCAUUUCGUACACGGCUCCCCUUGCCGAGGGGCAACCUAUCUUCAGAAACGCCUUGGCAUCAGCAGAGCCAUUCCCUGAGCUUGUGAGAUGGCUUCUCGUGGAGAGGCAUAUAUCGCAGCGCAGACUCGGGGAUAUUGUCCCCGAGGUGAUGGAUGUUGAUGGAGACGUGAAGCCAUGGGCUGGCGUUUGCAUUACGGAAUACGACGUUUCGGGGACAGGGAUUCUUGUUGCUCGUGCGGCGAGGGAGUCGAGCUUGGAUUAUGUCAAAAGGCUUGAGGGCGUGCGGAGAGGACUUAGGGGUACGGUCUUGAGGGUUGUCCAGCUGGAACACUAG